AUGCGGGCCGUACGCCUGUCUGUUCGCCGUCGAACUCGUUCUCCAAGACCCUCUGACUCGUCUUCGACGGAUUCAGAUGCGGCUCAAUUCGAAGAGAUAAAGCGUCGUCUCGCUCCGGGAUCUGCAGUCCCUAGCUCUUCUGGGCUUACUUUCAAGAUUCCUUCCUUGAUAGACGAGCCUAUGAACGAUGGCUUGUCUUCUCCUAAUUUGGACGAUGUCCCUUUGCCGACCGUGAACCUCUUCAAUCAUAUGCCGGCGACGUCGAUAAAAAUUGAUGCGGUAGUUGACGCACUUCGUAUCGGGAAAUUAAAGGUUGAUGUGACAGUUGUUGCGGAUCGUCCCAGGAAACUGAACACGAGACCGAAGAUCUUGAUUCCGAACGCCUUUCAACGUCCCUGGGAUGCACCUUCCGGUUUUAUUUGUCUUUCAGAGAAAUACUUCACCGAGUGUGGACUCACUNCUAAUGCAUCCGCUCGCUAUCGCCAAGCUCCAGAGCCGUCGUCUCGGUCGGCUCCCCGACAGGAUGUUCGUCGAGGUUCCGAUCCCCCAGCUGCAGGAUCGUCCAAAAAGGUCCCCCCUUCCCCUCGUCGAGCUGCGGAAACCCGUCAAAGGUCUCCCCCGCCUAACCGCCAUACUGGCCCUGAAGAGACGCUCCCAAGGAGGAAGGUGGACGGGACUUCUGGUCGCAUUGCCGACCCUCCACAAAGGUCACAGAAAAGGAAAGAUGGCCCUGAACAAGAGCCAUCUGUCCCGCUAAAGAAGUCGAAGUCGGUCGACUUCAGCUGGGAUUUUGCUCAUUCAUCUGGAGCUCGUCCCUUUCCAUCUGACUCGCAGUCUUGUGCCGAGUUGUUUCGAAAGAUCCAUUAUGGCGAAGGUCGUCUCUCUUCUGUUGAAAGGAUGAAAGAGUCCGAUGCUGUCACCGAAGUUGCUCAAGCGUCUUUUGAGUUUAUUGCGCGUAUUAACCGCAUGGCUACCCGCUACGAACGUCGUGUUCGAGACCUGGAACGUUCAGGGGCGUCGAAUGAGAGGAUUGAGCGCCUCGAGGCUCAAUUGGGGGAGGCAGUUCGGUCCAACCAGAGGCUUAGCGACCUUGUGGCCAAGCUCGAACAUCACCGGAGUGGGCUUAUCAAAGAACGGGAUUCUCUUUCGACGAAGCUUAAGGAGUCCGAAGCUUCCUGCAAUGGUCUGAAGCUAACUCUUAGCUCGGAGACGAGGAGGCUCAGGGAUCGGCGUGAUGAAUAUGGGCACCAUGAGCGAAUCAAUGCCUUUCAUGAGGUGGCCGGUCGUGUGCAGAGGCUCUUAGCGAAGCAUAAAAGCCACGCCGAAGCGGUUGAAGCGUCGCGGGAGAAAUUCCUCGAAUACAACCAAGCUGUUGGGAACGUUCAAAUGCUGGAGACGCUCGCCGCCGAGGGUCGAAUUUCCUUGCUUGAUGAGGAGCUUAAGGGCCAGGUCGUGACCGUGAUGAAUCAGCUGAAGGACGAGGUUGAAGAGUUUGAUCUGCCAGACAUCUCCGACGCUGAUUUUGACUUGUCUCAGAUUUUCGCCGGGCCUCUCCCCCCAAUUCCGACUUGGAUCGCUUCCCCAAUCAGCGGGAAUACGGAGGGUCAUACUGAUGAGGGCGGGGAUGAAAGGUCGGAGAGUGGGGAGAUCGGGGGCGAAGAACUGGACGAGCAGGAGCAGGUUGACGACCGUCCUUCAGACGGAGUUGAGGCGCAAGUCACCGACCAACCUUCUCAUGGAGUCGAGGAGCAGGUUCCGGACUGUUCUGCCGACGGGUUACCUCGUCCUUCCACUCCUGGGCGCGAGUCUCCGGUUGCUGGUCUAGUCUCGUGAUCAGUGUUGUCGCCGUGUUGAGGGGUU
Molecule: messenger RNA, 1860 nt
Organism: Camelina sativa (false flax)
Lineage: Eukaryota; Viridiplantae; Streptophyta; Magnoliopsida; Brassicales; Brassicaceae
Source: RefSeq, a predicted model, not a curated record